AUGGAACAAUUUGACUUUGUGCGAAAUUGGGGAUUUUGGGGGAAAUUGGAAACUCAGAAAGGAUUUAAAACCCUAAAUUGGAAGCAACCACCUCCACCACCGCAGCACAAUGUUCCAGUUUUGGUGGAAACCACUGAAUCCUCCAAUGCCAUCGCUGUCGCCGUUGUGGACGCCAACACAAUCAUCGAAUCCGGCGAAAAGCUCCACGGCCUCGCCGACAAGUUCAUCUCCAUCCCUGAAGUUAUGGAGGAAAUUCGUGACCCCGUUUCCCGCCACAAACUCUCUUUCCUUCCCUUCUCCAUUCAAACCAUGGAACCCUCCCCGAAAUCCAUCAAUAAAGUUGUCAAAUUUGCUAAGGCUACUGGUGACCUACAAACUCUAUCUGAUGUUGAUAUCAAGCUCAUAGCUCUGACUUACACGUUGGAGGCUCAAAUUCAUGGGACCAAAAAUCUCAGGGAUGCCCCUCCUCCUGUGCAGACAUUGAAUGUGAAGAGGUUUCUUGAGAAGGACAUGCCGGGGUGGGGUUCUAACGUGCCUAAUUUGCAAGAGUAGGAGGCGUUGGAAUAGGCGGAAGACUUUGUGAAUUCCAAUUCGAAAGUCCUUCCUUUGCAGGACCUGAACUUGAACAUUGUUUCUCCUAAUGAUCACUCUGUGGACAGUUUUGUGGAGAGGACGAGUGAUGCUUACAAUGUUCCACACUCAAAACGCACGUUUUGAUUUAGGCAGAAUUGAGUUAUUUAAACGUUGCGUUUUGUGUGUAUCAAUUAUUUACAAUGAAAUUUAAUUAAAAAAUGUGAGAAAAUCAACUCAGCUCAACAUAAA
Molecule: messenger RNA, 822 nt
Organism: Vigna radiata var. radiata (mung bean)
Lineage: Eukaryota; Viridiplantae; Streptophyta; Magnoliopsida; Fabales; Fabaceae
Product: 20S-pre-rRNA D-site endonuclease nob1-like
Exons: 2
Coding region: 1-552 (183 amino acids)
Biological process (GO): maturation of SSU-rRNA
Cellular component (GO): preribosome, small subunit precursor
Molecular function (GO): RNA endonuclease activity
Source: RefSeq, a predicted model, not a curated record